This is a messenger RNA of Zophobas morio, 2073 nucleotides long. RefSeq names its product UDP-glucosyltransferase 2-like. NCBI's taxonomy places the organism in Eukaryota, Metazoa, Arthropoda, Insecta, Coleoptera, Tenebrionidae. Gene Ontology annotation, molecular function: UDP-glycosyltransferase activity. The coding region runs from base 59 to 1600 and encodes 513 amino acids. The record is from RefSeq and is a predicted model, not a curated record. The transcript has 5 exons.
AUAAUAAUUGCCAUGAUGUUACUUAAUCGUUUCAUUCCACUCCAACAUCUGAGUCAACAUGAAGAUAAUUCUGCCUUUGCUCGCACUCUUUAUUAAAAGUGCCCUAAGUGCUAACAUCCUCGUGGUUGCCCCUUUACCAUCGCCGAGCCACUACAUCUGGAAUAGUGCCCUUGCUUAUGGAUUAGUAAAUAAGAAUCAUAACGUCACUGUCGUUACGUCAGACAAAGAUGACUCUCCAAGACCCAAAAACCUCCACCACAUUUUACUUGAAGGUACAUACGAAUUUAUGCAUGAAAACGAGGAGAUGAACAUCAACGAGAUGUUCGGCUCUAAUCCCAUCCACACUUUAAUAGAAAUGCAAUCGAUGCCUGAUUUCUUCUGCGAAAUAUUUUUAAAACCCAAGAGCUUUCAGAACCUCCUCGACUAUCCCAAGGAUUUUAAAUUUGACUUGAUAAUCAUCGAUGUGACCAUGGGCAGUUGCUUCUACCCUCUAAUCCACAGGUUUCAUUAUCCUCCCACCAUUGCAGUAACACCUUUCCUUCUUCCAUCGUACGUAGCGUACAAUUUUGGAAACCAAGUAAACCCAUCUUAUCUACCAUGGCACAGUCUUCCCUACACCGGUGAAAUGACUUUCAUGGAAAGAGUGUCAAACUUUUUGCUUGUGUAUGUUGAAGUAGGACUCAGAUAUGUGCAUCAGUACAGACAAGAGCAUAAGGUCGCAAGAAAAUAUUUUGGAGAGGAUAUACCUUCUAUGGUCGAGCUGGAACGCCACAUGUCUUUGAUUUUGACAAACAGCGACCCAGUUCUAGAUUUUCCGCAACCUUUAGCGCCUAAUUUUAUUCCAGUGGGUGGUCUUCACACAAGAAAAGCGAAAAAACUACCAGACGAUUUGCAAAACCUCGUGGACGGUGCCAAAAACGGUGUCAUUGUUUUUUCGCUCGGAACCAACAUACGAUCAGACAAAUUAGACGAAAACGUCCAACAAGUCCUUCUGAGUGCCUUCAGCAAAAUCCCGGAAACGAUAGUUUGGAAAUUUGAGAGUGAGAUCAAAGAUUUGCCAAAGAAUGUGAUCGUGCGGAAGUGGUUACCACAGAAUGAUCUUCUGGGACACCCGAACGUCAAGUUGUUUAUUGGCCAUGGUGGGGCUUUAAGUACCCAGGAAGCUAUUUUCCAUGGUGUGCCUAUGAUAUGUGUUCCUUUUUUAAUGGAUCAGUUUUUAAAUACACAGAAUGUUGUUACAAAGAAAAUGGGACUUGAAUUGAAUAUUCGUAAUGCUACGUCUGAGGACGUCUAUCGAACUAUAAGAGAAGUUUUGAAUAAUCCAAUCUAUUCUGAAAAUAUGAAGAAAAGUUCUAAUCGAUUCAAAGAUAGAAUGGAGACCCCGUUAGAAAGAGGUGUGUUUUGGGCUGAGUACGUUAUCCGUCACGGAGGUGCUCAUUUUUUGAACACCCCAGCAAGAGAUCUUCCACUUUACAAAGCCUCUGGAUUAGACGUUCUAGUUUUUAUUUCGCUGGUGGUUGUUUUAUUCUUCAUCGUUGUUUUAAAAAUUGUAAAAUUACUGAAAAAAUUAAGAAGAAAGAAGAAAGUUAAAACAAAUUAAGAAAUAUUACUACAAUGUUAGCGAACUGUAUAAAGUUUUUUUUUUUGGAAUAAAUAUUUGUUAGUUGCCGCAGAACGAUGUCUUACGCACCAAUUAUAGUUAAAAAAUGUAGGUGGUGCCUUGGUACUUUCAAAUUUCCCUUUACGGGAUUGCUAAAAAUAGAAAAAAAGUACCACAAUUCGAGUAAUCAAAUAAACAGUCCGUGUUUAUAAAUUCGAAGGUCACUUUACUGAUAACAUGAUAACACAAACUAGUAAGUCAAUGUCAAGCUACAAUUAGUAUAUCUCAUUUAACGUCGAAACCGUCGUGCACGCGUCGUGUACCGCCACCGCGCUUCCCAACGACCAUGCCGGACAUUUAACUUUUUUUGUAAAACCGUUUUGUAUAUAUUUAAGUUAACUUUAACCGUAAUAUUUAUUACCUUAGCUAUGUAGCUGGUUGCACGGAAUAAACCCUUGUUAUUAUUUAAAAUA